Cuscuta europaea is the source of this 2865-nucleotide messenger RNA. The record is from the annotation of a GenBank genome assembly. Lineage: Eukaryota; Viridiplantae; Streptophyta; Magnoliopsida; Solanales; Convolvulaceae.
CCCACACCCAUAUAUAUAUAUAUAUAUCUACAUACAUCCCUCCAAUUUCAAGACCAUCAAACUUCGAUCAAGAUCUGUUUUACAAAAUUCCUCAUCGAAGAAAGAAAUGUAUGUGAUAAAGAGAGAUGGGCGUCAGGAGGCUGUUCACUUUGACAAGAUCACCGCUAGGCUUAAGAAGUUGAGCUAUGGGCUCAGUACCGAGCACUGUGAUCCAGUGCUUGUUUCCCAGAAGGUCUGUGCUGGAGUCUACAAGGGCGUCACCACCAGCCAGCUAGAUGAACUGGCCGCCGAGACCGCAGCUGCCUUGACUGCUAACCAUCCUGACUAUGCGUCUUUGGCAGCAAGGAUUGCCGUUUCUAAUCUCCACAAGAAUACAAAAAAAUCUUUUUCAGAGACGGUUAAAGACAUGUAUUACCACAUAAAUGAGAAGUCUGGACUGAAAGCCGCUCUCAUAGCAGAUGAUAUUUAUGAGAUAAUCAUGAAGAAUGCCUCUCGUCUGGAUAGUGAAAUCAUAUAUGACAGAGACUUUGAUUAUGAUUAUUUUGGUUUCAAGACCCUUGAGAGGUCAUACCUAUUGAAAGUUCAGGGGAAGGUUGUUGAGAGGCCACAACACAUGUUAAUGAGAGUUUCUGUUGGGAUUCACAAGGAUGAUAUUGAAUCUGCCAUCAAGACAUACCAUUUGAUGUCUCAAAGAUGGUUCACUCAUGCAUCUCCAACACUUUUUAAUGCUGGAACUCCAAGGCCUCAGUUGAGUAGCUGCUUCCUUGUCUGUAUGAAAGAUGAUAGCAUUGAGGGCAUAUAUGACACUCUCAAGGAGUGUGCUGUAAUUAGUAAGUCAGCUGGUGGAAUUGGUGUCUCUGUGCAUAAUAUUCGUGCUACUGGGAGUUACAUUCGUGGAACAAAUGGAACAUCAAAUGGAAUUGUUCCAAUGCUACGUGUGUUCAAUGAUACUGCCAGAUAUGUUGACCAAGGAGGUGGCAAAAGGAAAGGUGCGUUUGCUGUGUAUCUUGAGCCAUGGCAUGCAGAUAUAUUUGAGUUCUUGGAUUUAAGAAAAAAUCAUGGGAAGGAAGAAAAUCGUGCAAGGGAUCUUUUUUAUGCUCUCUGGGUUCCUGAUCUUUUCAUGGAGAGAGUACAGAGUAAUGGGGAAUGGUCUUUAUUUUGUCCAAAUGAAGCCCCAGGACUUGCUGAUUGCUGGGGUGAAGAAUUUUGCAAACUCUACACUGAAUAUGAGGGAAAGGGCAAGGCAAAGAAAGUUGUACAAGCCCAAAGUCUCUGGUUUGAAAUCUUAAAGUCGCAGAUAGAAACUGGUACCCCCUACAUGCUAUUUAAGGACUCUUGCAAUAGUAAAAGCAACCAGCAGAAUUUAGGUACCAUCAAGUCUUCUAACUUGUGUACUGAGAUUAUUGAGUACACAAGCCCAACUGAAACUGCUGUCUGCAAUUUGGCUUCAAUUGCUUUGCCGCGAUUUGUCAGAGAAAAGGGAAUUCCAACUGAAUCACAACCAUCUAAGCUUGCUGGUAGUAGAGGCUCUGCAAAUCGAUACUUUGAUUUUGAUAAACUGGCUGAGGUCACUGCCUUAGUUACUUCAAACCUGAACAAAAUCAUUGAUGUCAACUUUUAUCCUGUUGAAACUGCAAAAAAUUCUAAUCUGCGUCACAGACCCAUUGGAAUUGGGGUUCAAGGUCUUGCUGACACGUUCAUAUUACUUGGAAUGGCUUUCGAUUCACUGGAGGCUCAGCAACUAAACAAAGAAGUAUUUGAAACAAUAUACUACCAUGCCCUGAAAGCUUCUUCUAGUUUGGCUCAAAAGGAAGGCCCUUAUGAAACCUAUGAUGGCAGUCCUGUCAGCAAGGGUAUCCUCCAGCCAGAUAUGUGGGGAGUGAUCCCUUCAAGUAGAUGGGAUUGGGAUGAUCUUCGAGCACAGAUACAAAAGAGUGGAGUGAGAAACUCCCUUCUUGUAGCACCAAUGCCCACUGCUUCAACCAGCCAAAUUCUUGGAAACAAUGAAUGCUUUGAGCCAUACACUUCCAACAUCUACAGCCGCAGAGUUCUAAGUGGGGAAUUUGUUGUAGUGAACAAACAUCUGCUUCAUGACUUAACUGAGAUGGGCCUCUGGUCACCUGCACUUAAGAACCAAAUCAUACACGAGGAUGGAUCUGUACAAAAAAUCACUGAAAUUCCUAAUGCGCUCAAAUCAAUCUACAAGACUGUCUGGGAGAUCAAACAACGGACGUUGGUUGAUAUGGCUGCUGACCGUGGAUGCUAUAUAGACCAGAGCCAAAGCCUUAACAUUCAUAUGGACCAACCUAACUUUGGAAAGCUGACUUCCUUUCAUUUUUAUGCUUGGAAAAAGGGUCUGAAAACUGGAAUGUACUAUCUGAGAUCAAGAGCAGCGGCUGAUGCUAUCAAGUUCACUGUGGAUACUUCCAUGCUCAAAGAGAAGGCAAAAACGAAUGCUGAUGAUGAAACUAAAAUGACCCAAAUGGUCUGCUCUUUAACAAACCGAGAAGAAUGUAUGGCUUGUGGGAGUUGAACCAAUAUGGGAUACUGGAUAGUUGCACUUCUCUGCCUUCAGUUUUCUGCAGCAGCACUCCGAGGAUUUGUGAUUUCUGCUUGAACUAGAUGCCCAGAAUAUGAUGAUAUUUUAAUGCUUAUAAGUCCAUAGUAGUACCGGAGUAUAUGUUAAUAUAUUAAGGUUAAUCGUUGUCUAUGUAUAAAGUAGAAGUUAGUAUUUAUCUUUGCAAGUUUAUUGUACGAUGAAGUUAAUGUGAUUUACUUUGGUUUAAAUGUUGAUCAAGUAGAGUAGAUUCUUAUUCAAAGAUCUUUAUACACGAGUAGCUAUUAUAUUCCGUUGCUGUGUCUCAU